AUGAAAUCGCACAGCGCCUCGGACCUCUAUCUCUUGACCAGCUCGAUCUCUGAAGCCCUCAGCACACUUAAAGCUCUGGAUCAGCCAACUGAUCAUUGGGGUCCUGUGGUCGUUCAUGUCCUCACUCGUCGGCUAUCGAACAAGCUCAGGGAGGCAUGGGAGAAUAAGAUCGGUGCAUCAACUGAGUACCCUUCUCUUGACCAUCUCCUUGAUUUCCUCCACGGUCGCUCUCGAGCCAUGGAGACUCUGGAAGUUGGAACGCAGUCCCUCUCUUCAACAAGCUCAUCUCGUCCUUCUCAAACCACAGUUCAGACUCGAUCCAUGACGAAGACUAGCGCCAAGGUCAACCAGAUGUCAGCCUCUCGUCCUUUUCAGCAGUCGGCUCCGCAACCGCAUGGUCCUUCUAAAAAAAUACAGUCCACACAAUCGACAUCCUGGACUGACGCUGGCUACCCGUGCUCGUACUGCAAGAGGGAUCAUUACAUCGCCUCUUGCAGUGAAUUUAAAGCUCUUUCGCCCAUCGCAAGGAAGGAAGUUGCCGACAAACUCUACCUGUGCUACAACUGCUUGGGAAACCACAGCAUUAGAGUUUGUCAGACAUCUCGAACCUGCAGAACUUGUCAGGAGAGGCAUCACACACUUCUGCAUCUAGAUCGCUCUCGUCGCCCAGCUCCGACUCGACCUACUUCACAGACCUUCUCAGCUCAGCCUCAACAUCAGCAAUCCGCCAGACCUGCUCAGUUAUCUGGGGUACCCUCAGUGACUUAUAACAAUGCUGGGGAGGAAUCUCUCGUGCGUCAAUUGAAGCUGAAGAAGCAGCGUAGCUCCAUCCAGAUUUCUGGUGUGGGUGAGUCGUCGUUUGGGACAAGGUCCGGCGAAGUUCAUCUCACGCUACAAUCGAUCUACUCAGUAGAACGCAUCAAUGUUCCAGCUCACUCUCUUGAUCAUCUCACGUCUUCUUUACCGACCUUCUCAGCAGAAGACCUCGAUUGGGAUCAUCUCGACGAUCUGAACCUACCAGAUCCAAAUUUUCGAGUCUUUGCUCCAAUUGAUCUGCUCAUCGGCGCUGAUGUAUUUGGUCGAAUCAUCAAGCCCAGCAUCAUCAAACAGGGAGCAGAUGCUCCAGUUGCUCAGCUCACAUCUUUCGGCUGGAAUGUAUUCGGUCCUACAGGCACAGCGCUAGCUCUAACACGACUUGCUCAUCAUUUGGCUGUCUCAGAGGUCUCCUAUGAUCAGCUCGAAGACCUUCUCUCUAAAUUUUGGAUCCAGGAGGAAGUUCCUGGAAGAGUUGACUCAGAUCUCUCGGCUGACGAGCUUAGCUCUCUAGCUUGUCUUCGUCGGAUUAUCGCUAGGAUUUCCAAAGAUCAGCGGUUCUUUCAGCUCUACUCUGACUUUCUCAAAGAAUAUGUCGAUCUCGAUCACAUGAGGUUGGUAGUUCCUUCUCUUGUUAGCUCUUCGUCUUCGGUUCAGGUGGAGACCGCUUGUUGUUCUGACGGGAUGACCUUGGCACAUGAAGCUAAGGCUUCAGGAGGGUUGAGGGUCUCUGAGGAGCUUCGAGUAGGACCAUCUGACAUUCGCAGGAGUUAUUACCUUCCUCAUCAUGGCGUAGUCAGAGAGAGCAGCGAAAGAACGAAACUGAGAGUAGUUUUCAAUGGGUCAGCGAAGACCAGCUCAGGGAAAUCGCUCAACGAUAUUCUCCAUACAGGGGCCAAGCUGCAGCGCCACAUAUAUGAUGUUCUUCGCUGGACUAGGCAGCACAAGGUCAUCUUCAUGAAAGACAUCACCAAGAUGUUCCGUCAGAUCAGAGUCCAUGAAGAUGACUGGCCUCUGCAGCAGAUUUUAUGGAUCGACUCAAAUGGAGGACUCUCAACGUAUCAAUUGACCACCGUCACGUAUGGGACUAGAUCAGCUCCGUUUCUCGCGAAUCGUGUUCUUCUCCAGCUCGUUGAGGAAGAAGGGCACAGAUUUCCCUUAGCCGUCGAUCCCAUCGUGAAGGGAAGAUACGUUGAUGAGAUCUGUGGAGGUGCAGAUACGCAUGACCAGCUCUUAAGAACAGCUCAAAAAGUUCGCUAUCUCUGUGCUGCCGGAGGGAUGCCUUUGCCAAAAUGGCACAGCAACAGUUCAGCUCUCCUCAGAUGGCUUGAUCCUGACAGCACCUCCAAUGACCAGCGAAUCUAG
Molecule: messenger RNA, 2178 nt
Organism: Fopius arisanus
Lineage: Eukaryota; Metazoa; Arthropoda; Insecta; Hymenoptera; Braconidae
Exons: 3
Coding region: 1-2178 (725 amino acids)
Source: RefSeq, a predicted model, not a curated record